AUGUGGAGCUACCAAGAGCUUUGUGAUGAUGACCCACCAAGCAUCACACACGCCAGCUUCAAGGCCUUGGCCUACAAGGAGGGGACCAUGUUAGUCUGUGAUUGCGAGGAUGGCUUCCGCAGACUGAAGCGAGAGUCGUCCUACAUGCGCUGCACGGGAAACUCCAGCCAUUCCUCCUGGGACAGCCAGUGUCGCUGUGCAAGCUCCUCCCCUAGGAACACAAAGAAGCAGGUCACAGCUCAGCCUCGAGACCAGAAAGAAGGAAAAUCCACGGAAAUGCAAAGUCCGAGGCAGCCUGUGGACCCAGCGGACCUUCCAGGUCACUGCAGGGAGCCUCCCUCGUGGGAACACGAAGCCCAGGAGAGAACGUAUCAGUUCGUGGUGGGGCAGACGGUUCACUACCGGUGCGACCAGGGCUACAGGGCCGUCCGGAGGGGUUCUGCCCAGAGCAUCUGCGAAGUGGCCCACGGGAAGACCAGGUGGACCAGGCCCCGGCUCACGUGCCAAGAUGAGACGGAGCCCGAUCAGCUUCCAGGUGAAGAGGAGUUUCCCACAAGCCCCAGUCUUGCUGAGAGUCAGACUUCCCGUGCCAUCACAACAGAUUUUCCAGAGCAGACAGAAGCAGCCACAACCGCGGAGAACAUAUUAACAGCGGACUACCAGGUGGCAGUGGCCGGCUGCGUCUUCCUGUUCGUCAGCGUUCUCCUCCUGAGCGGCCUCACCUGGCAGCGGAGAUGCCUCACUCAGCCCCCAGAGUCCCAGGGAAACGGGAGAGCAGACUGA
Molecule: messenger RNA, 783 nt
Organism: Carlito syrichta (Philippine tarsier)
Lineage: Eukaryota; Metazoa; Chordata; Mammalia; Primates; Tarsiidae
Gene: IL2RA
Product: interleukin 2 receptor subunit alpha
Exons: 8
Coding region: 1-783 (260 amino acids)
Biological process (GO): inflammatory response
Molecular function (GO): interleukin-2 binding; interleukin-2 receptor activity
Source: RefSeq, a predicted model, not a curated record